AUGACACCUUCGCUUGAGCACGUAUUCACAAUGAGGAUGUAUACAUCCCCGGACAAAGCCCUCGUCAUCCCUGAAGCCAAGGGCAACAACCACCGCAUUGUUGCUUUCCUGACGCACGGCAACAUCAAAGGCAGUGGCCUUGAGGCAGAUCUCCUCCCUGGCGGCGCUGAUUGGAUCCUGCGUGACCCUGACACAAACACCGGACAUCUUGAUGUCCGCGUUCAAUUCCGAUCCAAAGAAGGUCACGGUAUUUACAUCCAUUUCAAGGGCGUUCUACAGAUCGAUGAAAAGUGGAUGGAGGUCUUCACUAGGGGACCCAAGGCUCGAACACUUGAGUUUGGAGAGAAUGAAUGGCUGGGAUCUCCUAUUAUUGAGACCAGCCAUCCUGACCUAAAAUGGGUAGAACGCUCCGCUUUUGUCAGUGAGUUGCGUUGGUUUGUCGACGGGGAUGGAUCCGUUGCAGUUGAAAAUGCUGUUUACAAGGUCAAGCCGAGCAGAGCAUAA
Molecule: messenger RNA, 504 nt
Organism: Fusarium proliferatum ET1
Lineage: Eukaryota; Fungi; Ascomycota; Sordariomycetes; Hypocreales; Nectriaceae
Exons: 2
Coding region: 1-504 (167 amino acids)
Source: RefSeq, a predicted model, not a curated record